Molecule: messenger RNA, 948 nt
Organism: Oncorhynchus kisutch (coho salmon)
Lineage: Eukaryota; Metazoa; Chordata; Actinopteri; Salmoniformes; Salmonidae
Product: extensin-like
Exons: 2
Coding region: 1-948 (315 amino acids)
Source: RefSeq, a predicted model, not a curated record
AUGCUUCUUUACACACCAGACCCCCCCAGACCCCCUGGGACUACACACCAGACCCCCCCAGACCCCCUGGGACUACACACCAGACCCCCCCAGACCCCCUGGGACUACACACCAGACCCCCCCAGACCCCCUGGGAAGACACACCAGACCUCCCCAGACCCCCUGGGACUGCACACCAGACCCCCCCAGACCCCCUGGGACUACCCCCUGGGACUACACACCAUACCCCCCCAGACCCCCUGGGACUACACACCAGACCCCCCAGACCCCCUGGGACUACACACCAGACCCCCCCCAGACCCCCUGGGACUACACACCAGACCCCCUAGGACUACACACCAGACCCCACUAGACCCCCUGGGACUACACACCAGACCCCCCCAGACCCCCUGGGACUACACACCAUACCCCCCCAGACCCCCUGGGACUACACACCAGACCCCCCAGACCCCCUGGGACUACACACCAGACCCCCUGGGACUACACACCAGACCCCCCCAGACCCCCUGGUACUACACACCAGACCCCCUGGGACUACACACGAGACCCCACCAGACCCCCUGGGACUACACACCAAACCCCACCAGACCCUCCCAGACCCCCUGGGUCUACACACCAGACCCCACCAGACCCCUCAGACCCCCUGGGACUACACACCAGACCCCCCCAGACCCCCUGGGACUACACACCAGACCCCCUGGGACUACACACCAGACCCUCCCAGACCCCCUGGUACUACACACCAGACCCCCUGGGACUACACACCAGACCCCCCCAGACCCCCACAGACCCCCGGGGUCUGGGGGGGACUACACACUAGACCCACCCAGACCCCCUGGGACUACACACCAGACCCCCCCAGACAAGAAGAAGAAGUCAUCAUGUGCUCUCUACAUCCGGGCCAUGCUGCUGCUGCUGCUGUGUAAACAGUGUAGAGAAUCAACCUAG